Molecule: messenger RNA, 1701 nt
Organism: Hypomesus transpacificus
Lineage: Eukaryota; Metazoa; Chordata; Actinopteri; Osmeriformes; Osmeridae
Exons: 6
Coding region: 430-927 (165 amino acids)
Molecular function (GO): RNA binding
Source: RefSeq, a predicted model, not a curated record
ACAGCGGCCCUCGAGGACCGGAGUUCGACACCCCUGCCUUACGGUAAGGCAUUCAGUUGGGAAGGCUACGUGCGCCGCAAAAGACUUUUAUCUGGAUGGAGAUGCGGCAACAUGUCACAACUACAGAAGUUAAAGUCUGGCUCUCAGAAGCGAAAGGAAAAGAAAGAGAGGGAGAAAAAACAAAAAGAAGGAAGUCAGGUUCUGACUAACUUCUUUACAAAGAAAGAAACUGUCACAGAAAGUGGACCAGCAGCAACAACCCCCUCAUCCUCCUCUGAUGCAGACUUGAGACAAGGACAGUUUUGAGUAAAGAAUAUUGCCACCUGCGUCCAGCACUGUGGCUAUUUCCAUGUCUGAGCCGUAUAACAUUCUUGGAGGAAAGCCCAGCCUUCUGUUUAUGUGUGGGUCAAGGAGCCUCUGACAGCCUCCAUGCUGGCUGCUGCUCUGCCCCAGGACCAGAAGCAGAUGCUGGGAAAGCGUCUGUACCACCUGUUCCAGGACAUCCAGCCCAGCCUGGUUGGAAAGGUCACCGGCAUAAUGUUAGAGUUGGACAACGCUGAGAUUCUCCACCUGCUCCACCUGCAUGGCUCUCCAUGCCAAGAUAUGACCAAGACGGGGAAGCCAGACUCGUACUGGAGAGACAUCUGCCAAAAAUAUGCCCAGGGCAGCUACCAGUUUUCCACAGGCAAAAGGCCCGGUGGUAAGAAAUGGAAAAGAGUCCUGGAGUGUAUCGAUGCUUGCCCGCUGCAGAGCAAGAGCAAGGUGGAUCUGUUCGGGAGACACCUAAAAUGCUCUUGUGGGUUCCAUAAGGUAGCUCCACCACACCAUCUCCGUGGCCCACACCAUCUCCGCGGCCCACAGCAGUUUCCAGAGUUGGACAACGCUGAGAUUCUCCACCUGCAUGGCUCUGCAUACCAAGGUGGAUGAGGCGGUGGCUGUGUACAAGAUGUACCUGGCCAAAGAAGCCACUAAGAACACUGUGACAAUAACAUUUGCUGAAGAAAAACAUGAAAAAAUUGGAAUUUCAUAGACCAGAAAGUGAAAGCACAUUUUUUUAAUGAAUGCAAUUAGGAACCUUUCCAUCUGGUAUUUUAUUCCUUUUAAAGUCAUGAAAUGCACAUUGACAAGUUUUUGCUUGCAGUCAAUGAAAUGAAUUGACAUGAUUUGUGUUUGUGUAACAACAAACAUCAUAAUUUCAAUGUCCCUACGUUCUGUACACCGUUCACCACCAGAGGUCAUCAUCUCCAGAAUUCUAUGAAUUGAAAUAAAUACUGUGUGCUGGAAAGACCCGGUGGAUCUGAGCGAGGUUCAAAUUCCCUUGUUCUCAUUUGUUGAGUUUUUUUAUUUAUAACCCGCUAUUAAAGCUCCAUCUAUUGUAGUGUAAGUGCUCAUUCUUCUCUAACCUGUUAACUGUACUUAGCUCUAACUCAGAUGCUCUUUCGUCAGGGUUUGGAGCCACAGACACUGAAGGAUGUGAGGACACAUAAACAUGUAGUUUAAUGUGGUUUAAUGUUGACAAUCUUUCAUGAGGAUGAUUAGAAUUCUCAGGAAUGUCUAGCCUGUUUUUUGUUGAGCAAGGUAGAAAUGAAAAAGGGAUCAUAACGUAUUUGUAUUUUGAUAUACAUAUCUGUUCUCGUAAUAUCUGACACUAUGAUAAUGUAGCCGGUGUGUGGUGAAACUCACUCCUCAAGUAUGUAAAAG